This is a messenger RNA of Zophobas morio, 1800 nucleotides long. Its product is annotated as vitamin K-dependent protein C. The transcript has 6 exons. Gene Ontology annotation, biological process: proteolysis. Gene Ontology annotation, molecular function: serine-type endopeptidase activity. NCBI's taxonomy places the organism in Eukaryota, Metazoa, Arthropoda, Insecta, Coleoptera, Tenebrionidae. The coding region runs from base 305 to 1675 and encodes 456 amino acids. The record is from RefSeq and is a predicted model, not a curated record.
ACUCAGAAUUAGUUUGGUUUGCUCGGUUUAGAAGGCAGCCGGCUCUUAGUUCAAUCGUGCUAUCUAACAUCACGUCGACUCCAAAGAACAUGAACCUCAAAGAAAAAUGAUUUAUCUCUUCUUAUCUUCCCGAAAAUAAUAAUGCCACCUUCAGUUUAAUUCGUUGUAAUUUCUAUUUUAUCUAAACGUGUACAAAGUGUAAUUCGUGCAUUGCAUGAUAUGAGCGAAUUAAUUAUUUAUUAUGAACAUAACGAGCGCGGAGUGAGAAAAUUUUAUCGGUGAAUUUAUAUUUUCGUAAAUAAAUAUGCGUUUCCGGUUGGUCGUUCUGCUAAUUCAUGUCAUGUGGUGUAAUGAGUUUCACGCCGCCGCCAAAAUGGUCGGAAAGCAGUCCAAACAAAGCACAAACCAUCUUCAAUCCCUUGAAGACAUCCCGGAAGACACUUUCCCAGCCACAUCCACCAACCAGACCAAACUCUACACCCCAUGGUCCCCCUGGACCCGCUGCAUGGACUGCGUCCAGCGAAGAGUGAAGACCUGCGUCUCCCCUCAAUGCGAGGACUCGCGCAUUUACGAGGAAAAGCCGUGCGGAAAGAAGCGGUGCAGAAGGAAAGCGCGACAAAAGAGUCAGUUCAACAUUGUGCAUUUAGACAAAGACAGUAGUCAUCUGACUCGUCAAGCGCCCUCCAGAAUCUGGAGCAAGUGGUCCAGCUGGUCGCCGUGCUCGGAGGACUGCAGGACGCAGAGGAUACGGAUCUGCAGGAAGCCGGGGAGGUGCAGGAAGAAGCAGCAGGAACAAACUGCUUACUGCUACCACGAUAACUCCAUGUGCGAGAACUACGUGCUGAACUUGUUGGACAACCAGCACGAUUCGUACGAAAUAAACAGAUACCACUACAACAGCGAGGACCUCUCCCGCCGCGUCCCCCGGCGAAAACUCCACCGCUGCGGCCAGCCCUUCCGGAAGAGCCGGAUGUUGAAAAUAAUCGGCGGCGUCCAAUCCAAGAAGUACAAGUGGCCUUGGCACGUCGCCAUUCUAAACAAAUACUACGAAGUGUUCUGCGGGGGCACGCUCAUCGGCCCACGAUGGGUCCUCACGGCUAGUCAUUGCAUUCGUCCAUAUUUACGCGUAAGACUGAACGAACAUGACUUGAGAGCUCGAGAUGGACGCGAGCUCGAGAUGACUGUCUACAAGAUUUUCCAGCACCCGAAAUUCAACCACAAGACCGUCGAUAACGACAUUGCUCUCUUGCAGUUACCCAGAGCUGUGAAUAUUCCGAUAGCUUGCUUGCCCGACAGGGGUCCCAGACCCACGGAGAUAUGUACCGUCAUGGGCUGGGGGAAGCUUAGGGCCAGCGAUACUUAUGGUACCCAUAUUCUGCACGAAGCCAAGCUUCCCAUCGUUUCGCCCAACGUCUGCAGAAGAUCAUACCGCCACUUCCUCAUCACCUCCAACAUGCUCUGCGCCGGAUGGCCGUCCGGCAAAGCCGACACUUGCGCGGGUGACAGCGGGGGCGGCCUCAUGUGCCCCUUCAAGCGCAGAUCCCGAGUGGCCUACAGCAUCCAAGGCAUCACCAGCUUCGGCGAUGGCUGCGGCCUCCGGAACAAGUACGGGAUCUACACCACAGUUUUCAACUACCUUAAGUGGAUCUACUACGUCAUGGACCACUAUUCUUGACUUUAGGUGUACACGACUUAGCCACGAGAAUACAGUAUUGCAGACUUUAACACUUUUAUACACUGCUAAUAUUUUUGAAUUAAUUCAGAUGUCCUAACCGGAGUAAUAAAUUUUAUUUCUCGAAA